This is a messenger RNA of Letharia lupina, 2763 nucleotides long. RefSeq lists its product as uncharacterized. Bases 1 to 2763 code for a protein of 920 amino acids. The transcript has 5 exons. Lineage: Eukaryota; Fungi; Ascomycota; Lecanoromycetes; Lecanorales; Parmeliaceae. The record is from RefSeq and is a predicted model, not a curated record.
AUGGGUUAUUCAGAACUAUGUGGCAUCAGCUUCAAUGUUGGUCGUGUCCGACGGCCGGAUGAGCCGUAUCAUGCAGCAUGGAGUGGGGGAGAGAACCAACUUCUAGGCGACGAUGGUCAUUAUAAAAGUUUCGUGAGCAAAGACUAUCUCGAAAACGAACGUUGUCCGGCCUCAGCAGGUUGUCAAGAUGUUCCUAGAUCACCCGCACCAGUGGAUGAAACCCUGAGAGCCGAUGAAGAGACUGGUAAGAGUGAUGCCAAUUUUGAUGAUGACGACACAAGUGAUGAUGUUUAUCUCCCGGAAAGCGAAGAAGAAGAUGAAGCAUUUGAGUAUCAGUCGGACGAAGACUUGAUCGGGGAUGAGGAGGAGGUUGACGAGGAUGAGAAUGCGGAAAGGAGCGGGAUCAGCGAUGUUUACUCGGAAGAUGAGUCUAUGGAGAACUACACAAGAUCUUUCUGGGAGGAAGAGCCAAGGCGUAGCCUAGAUGUUGGAGAUCAGGCUACCAUGCCACAUGAAGCUCUACGUCGGCCAGAAGACAGCCCUGAAGCUGAAAAAGAGCACCGGCAACCAAAAAGCCAAGGCUCCAUCGAGGCUUCACCGCAUGAUGAAAACGCGGACGAUCACAAUGGAACUGAAAAUCUAAGCAAAAGCUGGAGCGAAUGCGAUAAGCUCGAGCAUUUGGCCGGACCUGGCUGUGAGCAUCGUGCUGGCUAUUCCGGAUUCGAGAUCACCGUCGAAGAAAUGGGAGGCUGUACUGUAGCGCAAUGCCUUGUCCGCAAGGGACCGGAGUGGCAGCCUGAACCGGACGAUCUUGACUUCGAGCUGACCAGCGACUACUUUCUCUCCGGCCUCAUCGGCGCAAUGCCUUCGCGCGACACCUGUUAUAGUGCCGACUAUACGCCCCAUCGUCACGGUUGCGAGGAUCUGUUUCCGGACACAGAGCUUCACCAUGAUGAGACUGAGUUUGACACGCCUAUGCCUUUCCACCCGACCUGUUUCGAGGUAUUUAUGCGCGCUUCGCGGUUCCGUCUUGGUCGCGUCGAUAUUGAUGGACUAGCUGGGUGGCGCAUGCUCGAAUCCAACUGGAAACGUAGCGAUGGGCCACCUCGUGAUCCGGCCGUAUGCAGAGGAAGGGAUCAAGAAUGGAACCAUCGAUCCGGUGACGCAUGGAUUGUUGCGAAUCCAGUCCUCGUCCCAUCGCUACGUUCUUUCCUGCAAUCUUCAUGGUCUCCACCGUCUGCGAGCUAUGCACAGACGCAACCGAGUCCAGAUGAUCCGUUCCUGAAGCUACCGCGAGAGCUUUCGGACGCCGUUCUCGGUCUCCUCAGCCCGCUUGACAGAGCCAGUCUGAGAUUAGCGUCAUGCGCUACAUACUUACCGCUUUCGCAUUGGAAAAAUCUUCUCAAGGAAGACAUGCCCUGGCUUUGGGAGCUCUGGGAUGAUGUCGAGCCUUACUUCUGGGCUACAAUGUCACUACCUGCUUUGUUCGCAGAGAAGAAGAGAAGAGACGAAUUAGAAGGGCACAUCUCUGAGGAGGUCAACAUCGUUCAAGAAGAGAUUGCAGAGAUAGGGGAGUCCUGGAGCCGCGAUCAGCCUUGGCCCGAGAAGUCCUACGCGACGCUGCAGUCAGCAGCAAAGGAGCCGCCGAUAACGCUUCCGGCGGAGAAUCCGAAUUGGUGUCGGGUCUACUAUGAGAUCAUGACGCACGCGGACGAGCUUCAUGGCCUGCGAAAUCGGCAAAGGAUAUGGACCGACGUUGAGGAGAUUCUGAGGCGCAUUCGAAAGUAUCGUGAUGAGGGCUUCUCCACGACCGGUGUACCUGUGGAAGCUACGGGGCGCAACACCGUGCUCCAGCAGAAUGCUGAUUCAGAGGCGAGGGAAUUGCGGGAGAAAAUGACGACAGCUGAGCAAGAAUUGGAAGUCUGUAGGGACGAUUUGUUCAGACUGCAGCCCGUAUGUCGGAUAUCUGACGGGAGCAUCAUCGGCGCCUUUGAGUCGCUCAGCGAACAGCUCAUCAACUGGAUCGACAGCGAGACCCCCGCUUUCGAAAAGGCCAACCCAGACGCGCAUGAAUCUUUCCUUAUCUCCGGCAGCAAAGACUCAGAUGUCGCAAGUUUCUUACAAAUGCUUCCAUCAGCUGUCGUAUACCUGUGCAGACACAAGAUUAAUCGCUGCUUGUUAGAACAUGUGUUUGACUCAAACAUCUGCCCUUUAGGACUUUCGGCGGAUUAUACGGGCAUGCUGCUGACUAUCGAGCACGGGAUGGCGGCUCUCAAGCCACCAAGUGGUUUGAGAGCACGCCUUCCAGACCCUCUCGCUAUUGUGCUGUGUCUAAUUAUAUCAGAUUCCCGGAAGGUCUAUAUCUGGCGCACGGAGACUCUGAGCGCUCUUGCUGCGACUCAAGAAUGCACAGACCUUAAAGAAGAACAGAUUAUUCAAUGCACGCCAGCCCUUUUCGAGAAUCUGUCGGUAUCCUCCCCUGAUUUCCUCGGACGAGAAGAGGUCCUGAACAGAAUCCACGACCGAGUCACAGUGCCAGCAGCGAUCAUCGUCUCAGAGCUCCAUGGAUCAGCUUUAGUGUAUAGGCUCGACAUCCAGCGUUUCACCAAAGACGACCUUGAGAAAGUCAUUGUGAUCGAUGUGGAGACAGAAAAGACUCUGAGGCCUGGUAGCGCGAUUGUCUCGGAUAGAGAGGCAGUCAUUGGAGAUUUUGUCUUGUCUCUGGAGCCAAGUCUUCAUCGUGUGAGUGAGGGGGGGGAGUGA